UCAUUCAUUCCUUUACCAGAACAACGUACCCAUGUACGUAUGAACAGAGUAUUACUUUUUUUGCUAGGUGUCUCAUACAGUGUAGGGUUGCUUCAUGUCAAACUUCCGCUAGCCGUUGGCGAAGUGCGACCACAUUGUAGAAUGCAGAUUAGCGCGGUCUUACCGAAGUAUUCCUCUCGGUGAAGAACUGAGUUCUGUCCUGUGCGGUACACAGAUUUACGUUUAGCUUAUUCUUUAGAGGCACAUCUGCGGUAGAGACGCAUGUUCAUGCGCCACCAGCAGCCGAACUUUCUGUGUGCAGGAAAUUAAGCGUUAGCCCCUCCUUCUUUACAACGGUCAGUUUACUGUUACCAUGGUACCCCUUUUCAGCCAUAGUCUGUGAUAUCGUUGCUUUUUAGUAUUACUGGGCGAUAAAAAGACUAAUUUAAAAAAGAAAAUGAGCGUGACUUUCACUCGCACAGUUAAUAAGAAAGAUCAAGCUGUUUUGCAGGAACGGCCUUAUGACCACCUGUAUGAUCCAGUUUACACGGUGUCAUCGGAGGUAGACCAUGCCAGGUCCAACCUCAAGGCCUACGCCAAUAAUGGCCGAAUUAAGAGAGUGCCUGUUUUUGACUCCAUGUUCAGUAACCUGCCUCACCGCCCACGCUACAAUCUUCAACUGGAGUCUUCAGACCCUGUACCACCCUGGAUUGAUCGUUGCUGGCGAGGCCACACAGAACAGCGUAAAGAGGCACUGCAGCAGCUGGCUGGUUACCUUCCUCACAGGGCCAUUCCAAAUGCAAGGCUGGAAAACGAGAACUGCCAGGUGACCGGAGCAGACCGCUGGAAAUAUUUCAAAUGCCCUCUGAUUCCCUUCUCACACCAAGUUCCCCCAGAUGUUUUUUUCACUUUGCCAAAAGAAGAUUUUGAAUCGAUCGGAGUGAAGAAUGCUGAGCAACAGCCCACUCACUUCACUGUUGGGGUUCAGACCGACUACAGGGAGAGUGAAACACAGACAGACCCGUACAGCCCUGAGUAUGUGGUACAACGUGGGACAACUCCAUCAGAGCUUCUGCAGCUUGCAGCUUUCACCUGGGGUCGAGGUCUGCCUGCAGGCCUGGCAGAAGUGGAAAUGAUACAGCGGGCCCGUGCCAGACGAGACUGGGAGGCCUCCCUUCCUCCUCUGGAUGACCUCAGUCAGUUGGACAAAAGGAGGCGCAUGAUGGAAGAGAAGGAGGCUGAAGAAUGGGCUUACAGAGAAAAAGAAAUUGAGAAGUUGCAGGAGAUACGUCUUGCUGUGAUGAAGGACCUCUUAAAGCAAAGACAAGAGACCCAGAAUGAAAUAACAAGCAAAAGACUGAACCAGAUAUAUUCUAAGCUUCUAAAAGACAAGGAGAUCAAGCAGAGCAAGAUACACAACGACUACCACAGGUCUCUAAGGAAAUUAGAAGCAAAGAGAAGAAACUUUGGGAGGUGGCAAGGGCGAAGUGGAAAUAUCAAAAAAUAUUCAGGCUCAUAUGCUUUUCCUACCUCAAGGCGCACCUCCAGCAAUGAGUUUAAAAGCCACUACUUGGACACAUAUGAAGGCUUGCAAGAGCUAGAGGUAGAACUCUCUGCUUCAGUCCUCAAGCCGCAGUUGGAAAAACCCAAACCCAAAGUUAAAACUACCAAGGCAGAGAUCGAGCCUCCUGUGAGCAGAGCUGUAAUACUUUUGCAGAAAUACCAGGCACUUAAAGAGGAGGAGCAAGCACAGAGGACCCUGCGUUUUCUGCAAAAGUUGGAGAAGCCUAUUUCUCGUCCAGACACCCCUAAAGUGGAAGAGCCACCAGAGGAAGAUGAUGAGACAGAGCUUGCAGUGGAGUUGCAGAAACUACUGAGAGGAAGAAGUGUCCAAAUUGAGAUUUCUAUAGGUAAAGAGAACCAUAUGGAGCUCAUCCAGGAACUAAGGACUGUCCAUGCCCUACAGCCAGAGGAGCAGGAGCUACAGAAAGCUGACAAAGAGCUGACACUGACCCAGAAAACACAGCGGGACAAACUUAGACACAAGACUUCUCAGAAGUUGGCGUCUCAGGCUGGAGCAGUAGGUGCAGAGCUUGAACACCUGUUCAACACCUUGUCCAAGGAUUUGAUUCAUCUCCAGGAGGAGCGCAGGAUCCAUGCCUUUACGCUUCUGGCUGAGCGAGACCGCCGCCUACGAGAGGCAGAGGAGAGCGGGAGGAGACAGUUGGAGGAGUGCAGACGCAGAGAAGAAGAUGAGAUCUUCAGACAAGUGGUGCAAAUCCACCAGGACACUUUGGAUCUGUAUUUGGAGGACAUCAUCUUAGAGACAGUGGAGAAGACAGCUGACCAGCAGGCCAGAGAGGAGAUCCACAGGAUGGCAAAAGAGGUCAAUGAUAUUGCCUAUGCCAUGGAAGAAAGCUUAAAUAAUUUCCAGUCUGAGGAGAUUGUGUCCGAGUUGACGUACAGUUUCCUGAUUCCUGAGGUUGAGAAGAUAACCACCAGGCAGAGAGUGCAACAGAAGCAGCUCAGACACUUGCAGGCAGCUCGGAGUAUCAUCCAAGGGACAUCAGAGAACUCUGGAUUCCUUCUCAGUGUUCAAGGGGGCUCACAGAUGACCUGUCCUUCUGAGAGGGCCGCCAACCAAGUCAUUGAGGAGAUGAUCAACCAAGACGAGCAGGAGAGGGAAAGAAGCAAAGCAGCACCACACUCUAACUGAGUGACAAGGAACUGCAAAUAUACAAAGAGUGUAAAACACAUUCUGAUGUCUAGAACGACUGUUCUCUCCUUUUAUCAAAGUAAAACCCUCAAAUAUUAAUUAUGGGUUGAUUAUGUACAGGCAUAUGAAUAUCAAUACUUAAAUAUAUUCAAUUAAAUUUCCACCUUUUCUAGUAGGGUUUAAGCAGGAACUUGAUUGUGAUCUGAAGGAGACGUCUUCUGAUUCAGUUUUAAGUUAUUUUUCAGAAUUGAUUUGUUAUUUUUCCUCUUUGGUCACAGAUCUGAAAAGGCAUAUUUAAUUUAAGCUCAGAUGAGAGUUUUAGCUGGCUAUGAAACAGACUGAAAUUACAGGUACCUCUGAAUGAUCAACAGAAAUAAACAUGAC
Messenger RNA from Cheilinus undulatus (humphead wrasse), 3079 nucleotides. It is a transcript of the gene cfap91, whose product is annotated as cilia and flagella associated protein 91. The record is from RefSeq and is a predicted model, not a curated record. The transcript has 17 exons. NCBI's taxonomy places the organism in Eukaryota, Metazoa, Chordata, Actinopteri, Labriformes, Labridae. The coding region runs from base 437 to 2695 and encodes 752 amino acids.